Tachysurus fulvidraco (yellow catfish) is the source of this 1415-nucleotide messenger RNA. RefSeq names its product ventral expressed homeobox (gene ventx). The record is from RefSeq and is a predicted model, not a curated record. The transcript is spliced from 3 exons. Lineage: Eukaryota; Metazoa; Chordata; Actinopteri; Siluriformes; Bagridae. The coding region runs from base 548 to 1210 and encodes 220 amino acids. Gene Ontology annotation, biological process: regulation of DNA-templated transcription. Gene Ontology annotation, molecular function: DNA binding; DNA-binding transcription factor activity, RNA polymerase II-specific.
UGUACCGAGGUUUGUGCGGUGGUAUGCAGUGUGAUAUUCCACAUAGGCUAAAUUCCAAUUCAAUUCAACUUUGUAAUUUACCUCUUCUGUAUGAUGUUUGCGAACAAACAGGAUAACGCAAAAAUCGUUCUGUCACUUUAGUGCUCUAAAAUGGCCACAGUUUUCUGAAGAACUGCCUUAUUUCUUAGACUGAGAUUUUGUCUUAUGUGAUUAUAUCAGUUUGCUCUCAACAUCACUGAUUAUUCAAUUUUCUAAGUCUCUAGUCUCUAGCAUCACAUGAGCCAAUUGCCGAUAAGCGCAUCAGUACUCAGACACAGUGGCGCCUGGAUAUAACAAGUGUAGCCGACGUGUGAAAAACUGCAAUUGCGACAUCUAUUAACUUCUAUUAAACGCCCAUCAAACACUUAUCGUUCCCACGAGAUCCCUAUGCUUAUGCAAAUAAUGUGUAGCACCUCCUACAUAUAGUCCUAGUCCUGGCACAAUAGGUCAGUGCUGCUGAUCAAAUACAAUCAUUUUUACUCCACUGUCUGUCAAGAGGAACUACAAUAUGGCCAAGAACUUUUCGGUAGCAUGGCUAUCGCAGAGCUCUCAGCCCGACUGCGGCUCCGGGUUAGAGGCCGCUCUGGUGCACGGCCCGAGGUCUCCCACAGUCCAAACCAAACAUGCUUCUUAUAUAGGGAGCCUACGUUCUGAUGGGAAUGUCAAGGAUGUUACCAAGAUGCCAUUUUCACCAACAAAUAGCUGUGGUUACACUUCCGGUUCGGAGAGUGAGGUCGGUGAUGACAGCGAGGUAGAAUUGGGACCAAACCGUCGGAUCAGAACAAAAUUCACUUCCUGCCAGAUCGCUCGGCUGGAGAAAACCUUUCACAAGCACAAAUACCUCGGGGCAACACAGAGAAGAAAAAUUGCAGAAAAGCUGCAUUUGUCUGAAACUCAGGUGAAAACGUGGUUUCAGAACAGAAGGAUGAAGCUGAAACGUGAGGCACAGGACACCCGGGUGGAGUAUUAUACCCCGGCACUGCUUGCUCCUCUGAUUUUGCCACCGCCGCCGUUUCAGCACCAUGCGCUGGCUGGACAGCGACUCACACUCUCGCCUGCCGCCGUGUUCCCGCACUUUACACCGCAACUCACCCGCACAGUGUCUCUGCACCAGCAAACAGCACACAGAGCCAUGAUACACCCGACACUCCUCUCCUCCUGUUACUACUGACCAAACACUCGAUUGAAGGAUUUCAGAUCUCUGACACCUCUAACACUGAUUUACACGGUUUUGUUCUUAUAGUAGCUACAGCGAUAUUGUUGCACAAGUUAUAGCAUAAGUUUAUAUAACAUUAAUUUGAUGUAAAAAUAUAAGCUAAUCACGUACAGUGUAGAUUAAUAUUUGAAUGGUCUUAAUGUUUGAUGGUUCUUAAAGA